UUUCUAAAAAUUAUAUACGAUCCGUUUAUGAAAUGCAACACACGAACAAGUUUGUAAACAUUUUCAAAGAUAAGAAAUAGUGAUUUAAAAAUAGACAUUAAUAGAGAGGAAAACUAUAUCCACAUUCACAUGCUAAAGUAAUGACAACGUAUUCCCUCGUUGAUCAACGAAAAGCGAUUCAAAUGAACCGGGAUAAGCGUUGAGCUACAACUCAACAUUUAAAAGCCAACGUUUAUCCCUGCUGCCCCUCUCGGGCAAACGUACCUACCUGUGAAAAGUACGGUUCAUGAUGGAUUCGCCCAUCCCAUAGGGAUUACGUUGUGAUUGAGACGCUAGUAUUCCGUUGUAGAUUGGAAGGGCAGUUGGAAAUUAUGUCCUGCGGUUAAUGCUGUGGUUCAACCAAUUUUCAAACUUCUUUCGCGGAAAAUUUUGAACAUUUCAAAUUUGUAGCUUCAAUCUUCAUUUUCAGUUGUUUUUUUUAAAAAGCACUAAGAGCCACUUAAAUUUAGAAGCUUAUUUAAAAUCGUGAAAUUUCUUGUUUUAUAUUUCUUUUUUUGAAUCUGGAUGACAAUCCACGUGUUGUCUAGAUAAAGGCAACAGAUCAUGUAAAAACAUACUAUUUUCUAACAAAAUGAAUAAUAAAAUAGAAAAGCAAUUUCCUUGGGUCUCCAUCAUUAAAGGAGGAUUUUUAAAAUCAUUUUCUGAUGACUAUGAUAUUGGAACAUUGGAAUUACUACAAAAGAAUAUUACAGAAGAGAUUCAAAGAAUUACGCCCAAAUCUAAUUUGAAAAUAGCAAAGCUUUUGUUUGAAUGUAUUGAGGAUUUUUACUAUCACUUCUGUAGGAAAUGGUACCAAAGGAAAAAGUUUUCUCCUCCCAUGGAAGUGGCUUGGGUGCAUAUUUUAACCAAUUUUAUCAAAAUUGGCCUAAUUCUUAGUCAAGGAAAUAAGAAAUCAAAAUGGAUACAUCAGGUAUUGUCUGCAGUAAUGAGAUUCCAAGGCAAAAAUAAUCUGAUUUAUGAUGCACUUCUGUCCAUUCACAGUCUAAAUAAGAAAUAUCAGUGUGCUUAUGGUGCAGUUUUAAUGCAUAUUCUUAUCUACAUCCCUACCUUUGUCCCUGUGAUAAUUGAUGAACCAGCUGAGUACCUUAAAGUGUUUCUUCUAGUUAGAAGGCUCAAAUUUUUAAUAAGAGAUCCUGUAGAAAAAGCUGAGCUACGAAUGAAGGCUUCUAAAAUUUUGGCUCCUCCAACCCUUUCAAUUUGGCUGUUGAGCCAUGACUUUAAUGUAACCUGGAUGAAUUCAGUAUGCAAAAUCAACCUUGGGAUAAACAUUUGCAAGAAAUUGAAAGGAAAAGGAUCUGAAAAAGUGGUUGUGGAGACACUUCGAAAGAUAUUACUACCUGGAAUAUCCACAGAGAGAAGAGCUGAACAACAAGCAUCAUGCUUGGAUUUAAAUGAGACAACCCUUUCUGCCAUCAAGAAGAAAAAUGACAGGAGCCCUGAAAAUACACAAACAUAUACCACAAAUCCAUCUAAAACAAGAAAUAUUAAUGUGACAUGCAGUAACCCAUUUCUAUCAAAAGAUGAUAAAGAGGUCACAGUAUGUAAAACAGAAAUUAAAAUGAAAAAGAAAAGAAAAGAUCUUCAAAUGACAUGUGAUGAUCAAGCUCCAUCUAAAGAAAAAAGGGAGAUUACUGUUAACAAAAUUAAGAGGGGGGAAAUGCAAAAGAGAAAAAACUAUUUCAGUAUGAUACAUUACAAUUCACUUCUGUCUGAAGAUAAUGAUGACCAGACUCUAUCUGAAGUUGAUAAAGAGGAGAACAUAGCAAGUGAGAUUAAAAAGAUGCAAAAAAGAAAAAAAUAUACUAGUACAUUCCAGUAUGACCCAUUUCCUUCAGAAUAUGAUGAUGAGCAUAUAAAUAUGGAUAAAUCUGAUAUGAAAAAAUCUAUUGAGAAUAUAAAAGACAUAGUUGUUUCUGAAGAAAAUGCCUUUAAUGCAAUAAAUCAUUCUCUGACCAUCAAUGUUUUUGAUAAUAGUAAAUUAGUCAUCAAUAAGAAGAAUAGAAAAAGAAAGGCAGAAAACCUGCAAUGUAAAAUUAAGCAGGAUGAUCUUCCUUAUCAUGAAUGCAGUUCGAAACCUGCUAAAAAAAUUAAACAGGAGAACCAAAAAUUGGACAAAGUGGCAGAAAAGAAAGCAAAUGAAGUUAGUCAAAACUCUAUCGAUUCAUACUUGCUGAAAAACAUGAAACAAAGCUCAUUUGAUGAACCAAACAAAGUUCAUUUGAUUCAUCAGAAUGAUGAAAAAGGAAAACAAAGAGAAGAAGUGCUAAUUAUUGCUGAAAAAAAUCCAGAGAUUAUAAGUGAAACACCUAAUAAUCAUUCUUUACCUAAAAAUAUUUCUCAGUUUUCUGAAACUACCAAAAAUGGACAAAAAAAGUAUAAAAUACAAAAAGCAAACAAACUGGAUAGCAAUACUAAAGAAAUUGAGUUUAUUACUGUAAAUAGUGAUUAUGAUGUAGAAGAUUCACCAGUCAUUAUAGAUGAAAUUAAUGUAAGUGAGCCUAUUCCAAAUGAAAAGUCAUGUAUUUCUAAAUGUAGAAAUGUGAAUUCUUCUUUCAGCUGCUCUGAUGAUAACCAGCCUGUCAUUGUGACAGAAAUUAAAAAUUACUCAAACUUUGGUCUGAACUCUUCUCACGAAAAGAAAAAUAAACCCAUAAAAAUAGAACUAAAAUCUAAUACUGGGACCGAGAUUAUGACUGAAUUUGUUAAUCCUUCCAAUUAUGAUUCUGCUGCAGAUCAAAUUGCAUAUGAUACAAUCAAUGAUGUCAUACAAAAGAAUGAAUCAAUAUGUGCUAAAUCUGAAAAUAUGAUUGACAAGGAAGAGUAUUUGAAUUCAUUGAUCAAUUUAACUGAUUUGCAGGAUGACACACUAUUCGUAGAAUCCAAUUUAAGAUUGAAAAUUGCUGACAAAAGUCAUACUUCUGAAGAAAUUCUGAAUUCAUGUGCUAGUAACACAAGAAAUGACCAGCAAAAUCCUAUUUCCAAGUUAAAUAUUACUGAUAAAUGUUUCACUUCUAAGGAAAACAAGAACAUACUCACAGAUAACCAAACUAAUCUAAAUGUAAAUCAUGAAAAUCAUAAACAUGAAGAAAUUCAGUAUUCAUGUUCAGAUAGCUCAAAUCUAAUGAGAAAUGACCAACAAAACCCCAUUUCUGAAUCAAAUAUUACUGAUAAACGCAUCAUUUCUGAGGGAAAAAAGAGCAUGCCCACACAUAACCAAACUAAUAUAAAUGUGCAUGGAAAAAAUUAUAAACAUAAAGAUGAAAUUAAGGAUCAGUGUCCAGACUGCUCAAGUCCAAUGAAAAAGGACCAACAAGAACUCUUUUCAGAGUCAAAUUUUACUAAUGAACAUCUCAUUUCUGUGAAAGAAAAUAUAUUCUCAGAAAAUCAAGUUGAUGUGAAUAUAAAUGAUCAGAAUUGUGAAAAUGUUGAUUUGGGCAAAGUUAUUUCAUCAUCUAUGGAAGGACAUUCAGGUCGCAUUAAUGAAAGUGUUGAGGAGUCUUCACAAGAUUCAGCAGUACAGACUAAUAUCAUAGAUUAUUCGCCAAAUCAAACUUCAGAGUUUAUAGAAAAUUACAAAAGUCUUACAUCUGUUCACAAUUCUGAAAAACUUGACGACAAAAGUAAAGAAUUAUCCAUACACACAGAAUUAAAAAAAGAAAAGUUGGACAUCAUUAUUUCUCAUGAAGCUGUACCAAGAUUAGAGUCAGAUUCAUCUUACAUGUGUAAUUAUUCUUCAUUAAAUGAUGAGAAUUGCAUUCAAGAAACUGAAAAGGAAAAAGGUAAAUCUGAAUCAUUUGUAACUGAUGAAUUUAUUUCUGAUACCAAUAAGGUCAAUUUUUCUGAAAUAAACUUUGUUAAUACUGAAAUAACAAAAAAUAAUCCAUUAUCUUUUGUGAUUCAUAAAAAGAAAAUAACUCAAAAAGAUGGAUUUUCUGAAUCAUCAAUUGAGAAGAAAGUGAAUUCACAAGAAAUUGAAAUCAAAGAUACAAAGUUAAUAUCAGGUAGUAAUUUGUCAAAUAAAGUCGAUUCUAAAGUAGUUUAUAAUUCUGAUAGCAAUAGCUCUUUUGAGAUAGAUAACCCUGAAGUUGUGAAAGACAAUAUUUGUAUUAAUACACAAAGCCUAUCUGAAAACAGUUUAAUUAAUGAUCUGUCAAAGUAUCAAAUAACAGGACUGUUUUUUGAUGCAAAAUCUCCUGUCUUAAACACAGAUGCUGACUUGCCUGAAGAUUCUCAAAUCUUGGAUGAUGUCAUGAAACAAAAACUGAAUGGUGAAACUAACAAUGUUGAAAUUAAAACUCCUUGUUAUGCUGCAAGUGAAUUGAUGGAAAACAUGUUAAAGUUAGUAGAGCAAGCAAGUAAUGUUAACUCUAUAAGGCAAAAUAUUUUGAAAGGGGACCUUACAUCAACACUUAAUAGUUCAUCUGCAGUUUCUGCACCUGCAAAUGAAGAAUCUGCAAAAUGUUUAUCAUUCUUAGAUAUUUCUGUGGAAAAUGUAAAUAAUCUUUGUGAAACCUCAAGUUUUGACUGUCUUGCACCUAAAGGCUCGGAAUUUUUACAAUAUAGGGAAAUUGUUCGUGAUCAAGAGGAUAACAGAUCUGAAGAUACUCUUUCAGAAAAGAAAAGUAUUUUAAAAACUGGUGCAAGUGAGUAUUUUUCUGAUGCAAGCAUUGAAACUGAAAGUGAAGAAAGCAAUUUUUCUCCUAGAGAUUGUAAUUCUCCUGUGUCUUUUGAUGCUUUUACUGAAUCAUCUAAUCCAAAAAAUAAUUAUGAUAUGUACACUGAAAAAACUGAAUUUUCUUUAGAGAAUACUAUUGAUAGACAUCAAAUCCAUAAAGAAGAUGAUGAAAAUGAUAUAAGAAAAUUGCAGGACACUAAAACAAACAUUUCUAUAAAAAACAUACUACUAGAGGGAUCUAUGUUGAAUCCUGUUGUGUAUUUAGGAAAAAGAUGUGAUAGUAAAAACUUUAUUUUUGCAAAUUCUACUGUAUCUGCAGAUUUUCAUGACGCUACAACAAAUUCAUCUAUACCUUCUGAUUUUGGAGAUGGUGAUGAAGGAAUAAAUAAAAAGAAGCCUUCCAUAUUGGGUUUCAAAUCUGCCCAAACUACUUCAGAAAUCAAUAAAUCAUUCAAUCCAAUUAAUGAAAUUUCAAUCAAGCCAAAAGUAAUCGAAGAUUUGCCAUCUGGCAUGCAUGUUCCUUUCACUCAUAAAUAUAUUAAAAUUAGUGAAGUGGGGCAUGAUAUCAAAGUAGAAGUUCAGUCUGAACAGAAUGAUUUAAAAGAAAGAUGUUUGGCAACAUAUAAAAAAAUUUAUAUUUCUGAAAGAGAUCAAGAGUCCAUUGAACAUGUUUGUGAAAAAAUACUUUCACAAGAUCAGGGAGGUACUGAAUGUGACAAAGAUCAGCAAUUGAUUAUUUAUCACAAAGAGUCAGUUGAAUUGGCAAGUGAAAUAAAAGUUUCACGAGAUAAAGAAUGCACAGAAUGUGAUAAAGAAUUGACUGAGACAAAAAAAAGAAGAGAACCUGAGCCUUCACUUAACAUGAAGUUAAGAAAAAGACCUGUUCCUUUAAUUCAAAAAUUUGCAGAUAUUGAUGAAAGUUGCAAUGUGUCCAACCAGAACACUACUGCAAAGUAUUUGAUGACUCUGAGGAGUAGAAAUCCCCCUGCAUCAUCUAGUCAAGAUGUCAGGAGGGGUAAAUCUCAAAUUGUUACCAAAUGCUCUUUAAAAAAAUUAAAGACAGAAACAAAUUUGGAUUUGGAUUUUAGUGAACUUAGUUUAAAUUCUCCUAAAACUCCAAGAACUACACUAAAUGAUUCUUCAAAUAAAAGCAAUUCUGCAAUUGUGAAAGACAGCACUGAGUCUCCAACCAGUGGUCAAGGAAACAUUUGUAAGGUAUUAACUUGUGCAUCAAUUAUUUCAUCAAAUGAUACCAGAAUAAAAAAACAAGACACUGACUCUGAAGGUUACAAUUUGAGACCAAGAAAGUCAGUUAUAAUGCCUGGAAGAUUGAAACUUUAAUUGCUGUUGUUGAUGUUGCAGAAAUUAGGAGAAAAUUUUUUACUGUUGUUCCUAACAAUUGUAUAUUUGCUUUUCUAAUAAUUGAUUGUGUUUGAUUUGUAUAUAUUACAAAACAUACUUUAUAUGUAUUUUAAUAUCAUUGGUUUGUAUCUGAUUGAGUAUUUUCUCAAAUAAAAUGAAAUUCCAUCA
This is a messenger RNA of Argiope bruennichi, 6265 nucleotides long. RefSeq lists its product as uncharacterized. Bases 632 to 6076 code for a protein of 1814 amino acids. The transcript is spliced from 9 exons. The record is from RefSeq and is a predicted model, not a curated record. Lineage: Eukaryota; Metazoa; Arthropoda; Arachnida; Araneae; Araneidae.